AUGCUGUUGCACCAGGACUACUACGUGAGAACGCUGGAGAUAGGGAGCCCCAACGCGGAACUCGGUAUCACCAAUGACAAGGGCGAAGUAGUGGUGGCAAUUGUUCCCACGGUAGUGAAUCGUCACUUUGCUUGGAAGCUUAUCUUCAGUGUUGGCGAAGCUUCGGAAUCUAGCCGCUUGUGGAAACAGUUCGUCUUGCUGGAGCCUAAAGCAAAGCCUGAAGCCAAGCUGUUCGAGGCUUUGGAGGUGGGUUACCUCACCGCAAUGGAUAUGUUGGUAUGCAUGUCCUUCCACGACCCACAGCGCGUAGGCUCCUGGGACCGCAAGACCCGUGGCCAGUGUAUCCUGCAGAAAAGCUGUUUCUUGAACUGCCUUGAUCUCUGGGGAAACCCCGAUUUUUGCGGAACGGGUGAGGCGCACCUAUUUACAGUCGGUGACGAUACGACAGAAGCUCACGCAAACAAGUCCAGUCUACCGGUGAACACCCAAUUCAUACAGAGCGUCGUGGCCCUCCUCCGCUACGGCCGCAGAGACUUCGACAGAGGCCAGAGAAAGCUCAUCCACCACGCCUUUAAUAACAUCCAAAUUUCCCACCACGAGCGAGCAACGUUCCUACCAUUCCAGUUAGGGGAGUUACGCGAGAUCAGUGGAGCAGUCGCACAGCUCGCGCGAGAAAGGAGCAUGUGGCCGUGGUGA
Gregarina niphandrodes is the source of this 696-nucleotide messenger RNA. RefSeq lists its product as hypothetical. Lineage: Eukaryota; Apicomplexa; Conoidasida; Eugregarinorida; Gregarinidae. The record is from RefSeq and is a predicted model, not a curated record. The transcript has a single exon. Bases 1 to 696 code for a protein of 231 amino acids.